Molecule: messenger RNA, 3546 nt
Organism: Drosophila busckii
Lineage: Eukaryota; Metazoa; Arthropoda; Insecta; Diptera; Drosophilidae
Gene: p130CAS
Product: breast cancer anti-estrogen resistance protein 1
Exons: 4
Coding region: 514-2829 (771 amino acids)
Biological process (GO): cell surface receptor protein tyrosine kinase signaling pathway; cell migration
Cellular component (GO): plasma membrane; cytoplasm
Molecular function (GO): protein binding
Source: RefSeq, a predicted model, not a curated record
GAGCUGAGCGCAUGCGGAUUUCGCGGUUUUGUGUUCAAAACAUUUCGUUUCUAUUGCUUGCGGGCGUCUAAGACCGCUAGAGAGUCUGUGACGACGAUAAGAAGACAGCGAUAAAAAUCGCUACAAGUCAGCAUUAAAUGUUGUCAUUGUUGUUGUUGCUGUAGUUUGGGCAUCUUUUGUUUAAGCCCCGCACGAGUUGUUGUUGCUACUUUUUUGUAUCGCGCUUUGCUGUUUGCGAAUUUUGUUGCUCGCGCGCUCUAAACUUGAAUUUUAAAGCUGAUCCGCAAAAAAAAACAACAAAAAACAAAUAAAAAUCAAGCUUCAAAAUAAAAACAAAAUACAUAAAAACAUAUGCUGAUGUUAGCAUUGUGUUGAGCUACAGUGAAGUGUCUGUCGAGAUACUUUAUCUAUAUUGUCCUGGAUUAAAUAUAUUUCGAGUAUCUCGGCUGAUCAUGUGCUAAAGGCAACUUUAAAUAAAAAUAAAAUUCUUAGUACUACCGACUACGAUUCAAAAUGUUGGAUAAGCAAAGCUCAAUUUCGGUUUCCGGCUCCUGCUGCAGCUCGAAUGCGACAAACGUCGAUCUGGACUACGAUGUGCCCGUCUCCAGGCGCAUACACAUCAAAUCGAAACUUUAUGCAAAGGCUAUUUAUGAUAAUUAUGCCGACUCGCCAGACGAAUUGCCCUUCAAAAAGGGCGACAUACUCACAGUCAUCGAACAGGACACCGAAGGCAUCGAGGGCUGGUGGCUCUGCUCGCUGCGCAACCGACAGGGUCUUUGUCCGGGCAAUCGACUGCGCAUCCUGAACUCAUACGACUCCGGCUGCUUCUCACCAUCGCCGGCCAGCUCGCCCAUACCCUCGCUGGCGGCCAGCACAGCGACGCUGAACAGCUCCAUUUGCUCAACGGAUAUCUAUGAGAACGGUUCCAUCAUCAGUGCAACUGGCUCAGCGGCGGUUAGCAACACGGACUCGCAGUCAUCCAACUCCUCCUCCUCCUGCCUGGGCAGGCGACUGUGGCAGGCAUCGCCGCACAAGGUCAUAACGCCUCAGCGGCACGGUGAUGUGUACAUCUAUAACGGUUCAUCGCCCAGUUCAUUGGCGACACCACGUUCGGCGCAUCCGCAACAGAUUUACAGCAACCAAAGUGUGUAUCAAAAUCUCGGAAUGAUGGGCACACCGCAUAGCAAUGGCAAUGCCUGUGGCAGUGGCAGCGAGUUCGAGACCUACGAUAUACCAAAGCCAGCCACGCCCGUCUCCUUGGGCUAUGAGGCGGGCGCAAGAUGUGUGCGUACUCCAACCUCAGGCUCAGCGCUGGGCGCGCGCUUCGAUUCACUGAAGAGUGUAGCGGCUUCGAUGUCCAUUGAGGAAGAGUCCUAUGAUGUGCCACGCCCACUGUUGCAGUCACAGGCAACGCAGCAUACGCUUACGCCAAGCAGCUCAGCGUCGUCGCUGCUCACGAGCGACAGCUUGUCGCUGAGCUUCUCCAGCUCCAAUCGCAGCAGCUUGGCCAACAUGCCCGACUAUGAUGUACCCCGCCGUAAUCCGCUGCCCGUGCGCCCACGCCCACAUGCCUGCACAUACGACUUUCCACUGCCACCGCUGCAGGAGCAGGAGCAACGUGUUGCACCCACAAAUACCAACAAUGCCGUCAAAGAGCUGCCAUUGGAACUGAACUCAGCGCUGGAAACUUUAGCCAAACUGCAGUCGGAGACGACUACGGCCAUAACGCGUCUGCUUAGCUUUGUUGUGCCCAAUUGGCGUACGCGCGCCCAACUGGAGCCCAAUCUAAUGGAGCUGAAGUUGGCUGCACUGCGUCUGCGCACCGCUUUGCAUGAUCUGGCGGAGUUUGGCGAAGGCGCGCUGGGCAAUGCGCAGAAAUCGGAGGAUCGCAAUUUGGCCUUGAAGCUGCGACCACUGGUGCGUGCUCUGAGGGAUGCCAGCAAGCUCAUACACGACUCCUCCAUGGCACUGGAUGCACAGGGAGGUUGGUCAGUGGAUCAGCUGGCACGCAGCGAUGAGAAGCACGGCUGCCGGCCACCCGAUAGCCUGGAUCAGCUCAUGGCCUGCGCACAGACGUUGACUGAGGAUGUGCGCUCCACCACGAGUUUCAUUCAAGGCAACGCCUCGUUGCUGUUCAAGCGUCAACUGCCCACGGAGCUGAUGCUGAAUGCCAGCCAAAAUGGCAAUGGCAGCCGCAGCAGUGCCGAGUGGCUAGAGGACUACGACUAUGUAGCCUUCGAGUCCAAGGAUGCAGCGGCCAAGAAGCAUCAGUCGCUGCGGGAUGCCAUACCAGCUGGACUGAAGACGCAAUUUGAUAGCGCACUCAAAAUAGCCGAGAGCAGCGCUGUGGGCUCCACGCCCUCUUUGCCACCCACUACGCCCACUCCUACCAAAUCCCCUGAGCUGAACGACAAGGAUAAGAAGCUGGUGCGUUACUAUGCGCAGCAAAUCUCAACGCACAUGGGCAACCUCCUCCAAGCGAUCGACUCGUUCCUGGAAACUGUCGAGAAGAACCAGCCACCCAAGUAUUUCAUUGCCUAUGGCAAGUUUGUUGUGGUCAGUGCGCAUAAUCUGGUCACCAUUGGCGACAAUGUGCAUCGCAAUAUCUCCAAAGAGGCGCUGCGCGAGAAGAUUCAGCACUGCACCAAUGAACUCUUUGAAGCGCUCAAGACCUGCGUGCUCAAGUCGAAGAAGGCGGCAGCGCAUUUCCCCAGCGGCAGUGCGGUGCAGGAGAUGGUCGACUCGGUGGUGCAUAUUAAUAGUCUGGCACGUAAUCUCAAGGCGGUCAUGCUCCAAGCCGUGCAGCUGUCCGCCGGAGACGGGGCUUGAGCUACAGCGUUUGCUUAUUUGAACAUUGGUUCAGGCUUUUGAAGUCUUCCAGGCUGGCAGGCGUUAUGCUCCUUACUGGUAAUCAUGCUUCCUCUAUGCAUAAUCCUUUCAAGGCGCGCCUUUCAUUUACUUGGCACAUAUCCCAGCAACGCACCGCAACGAUCAGCAGUCCAACGAUAAUUUGCAUUGUGAUAUUUUUUCGAGCGAACAUCAAGAAAAUGCACAUGGCCCUUAAUCCCGCUAAGAUCAUUUCAUCAUGUCCACAGAUCCAGCACCCCCCCACACAUUUUCAACUUAAACUUAGUUGUACUUAUCGUUAGAGUUAUGUUAGUUCUAUUUCGUUAUUUGUAUAUAGCCAGCAUAUCCUAUAAAGUCCUUAAAUAUGUAAGCUUUUGUAUAUUUGUAUUUCAUUGCAAAUUGUAUGGUAUCAGUGAAGCAUUUCAGAAACUAAAUUAAUAUUAAACAACCUGUAGUCGUAUACUAUAUAAUUAUUGUAUCAGUAGCUUUACUAUCAUUCAUAUAUUCAGAUACAUACAAACAUGCAAGCAUAGUCAAAAAAUCUGUAAGAUUUGCAAUACACAUUUUUCGUUGUUCGCAAAGCAUUAGUCAGCAAUAUACAUACAAAACAUAUAUACCAUUAGUUAUAUUAAGUACGUAUCUAUGUAUGUAAUAAUAAAAAUAUACUAAUUUGAUGAAUGCAAUAUAUGCAAACACAUC